ACCACUCCAAGAGUCACCACACCAAGAGUCACCACACCAAGAGUCACCACGCCAAGAGUCACCACACCAAGAGUCACCACACCAAGAGUCACAAUACCUGGGCUAACGAUGCACGCAACAUUGUUUAUUGUCAUUUUUUCUCUUGCAGUUCUAUGUGGUGUAAAUGCCGUGACAUGCCCGGUCUGUUCAGACCCGUAUGACCACACGACAUGCACGGGGACACAGGACUGUCAGCAGGGACAUGAGGUGUGUGAGAUGAGAGUGGACACAGGAGACAGAAACAAACUUGAAUACCACUGUGCUCAUACUCAGCAAUGUCAGGACCAGGAGGACAAAGGCUGUGACGCAGCCAAUAGACAACACUGUAUCUACUGCUGUAUUGAGCCAGCGCCGUGCAAAGUUCUUAGGGACAAUCUAUUCAUGAAUACAUUCACACCAAGUCCAUAACUAAAUCAACAGCUAUAGACCGAGUGAUUUCUCUAAGGACGAAACAUGGCAACGCUCAACUUUAAGAUUGAACCUUACCUCAGUCUUUAUUAAAAGGAUAAGCUUAGUAAGCGAACUACUCAAUAAAACUUUUAAAACUAAA
Molecule: messenger RNA, 589 nt
Organism: Physella acuta
Lineage: Eukaryota; Metazoa; Mollusca; Gastropoda; Physidae
Source: RefSeq, a predicted model, not a curated record